Monosiga brevicollis MX1 is the source of this 606-nucleotide messenger RNA. RefSeq lists its product as uncharacterized. Gene Ontology annotation, molecular function: UMP kinase activity; ATP binding. The transcript is spliced from 7 exons. Gene Ontology annotation, cellular component: nucleus; cytoplasm. Gene Ontology annotation, biological process: 'de novo' pyrimidine nucleobase biosynthetic process; CDP biosynthetic process; UDP biosynthetic process. The coding region runs from base 1 to 606 and encodes 201 amino acids. Lineage: Eukaryota; Choanoflagellata; Craspedida; Salpingoecidae. The record is from RefSeq and is a predicted model, not a curated record.
AUGGCUAAGCCCACUGUUGUUUUCGUUCUCGGCCCGCCCGGUGCCGGCAAGGGCACGCAAAGUUCCAACAUUGUCAAGAACUUCAACUUUACCCAUCUCUCGGCUGGUGAUUUGCUCCGCGCCGAGCGCAACACGGGCUCAGAUUUGGCUGACCUCAUCAACGGCUACAUCAAGGAAGGCAAGAUUGUGCCCGUCAAAAUCACUUGUGGCUUGAUUGAAAAGGCCAUGCAAGAGGAUCCCAACUCCAAGUUUUUGAUUGAUGGCUUUCCCCGCAACAAAGACAACCUGGAUGGCUGGAACGAGGUGAUGGCUGACAAGGUUGAUGCACGUUUUGUUCUCUUCUUGGACUGCCCUGCCGAGGUCAGCGGGCGCCUCCUGCUUGUGUCGACCGAGCGUUGCCUUUCUCGCGGUGCUGCCGGAGGUGGCCGCGUCGAUGACAACCUUGAAUCCCUCCAGAAGCGCCAUGCCACAUAUGAGAAUGAGACCAAGCCCGUUCUGGAUGAAUUCCUGAAGCAGGGCAUGCUGCGCAAGAUUGAUGCCACUCGCGAUGUGGAUGCAGUAUGGACGGAUGUGGAUGCCCUCUUCCGUGAGGAGAACCUGGCCUAA